CUCAUCUCCCCCCCCCCGCUUAUCCUCAACAGUGUUACACGUAACUAUUUGGACUGGUUAACUACUUUACCAUGGGGUAUAACCAGCGAGGAACAUUUGGACCUGGCCUCUGCUCGUCGCAUCCUCGAUGAGGAUCAUUACGGUAUGGAGGACGUGAAGAAACGCAUUUUGGAAUUUAUUGCGGUCAGCCAGUUGAAGGGUACAACACAGGGCAAGAUUCUGUGCUUUUAUGGACCGCCUGGCGUCGGUAAGACGAGUAUCGCCCGAUCGAUUGCUCGCGCAUUGAAUCGAAAGUAUUUCCGUUUUUCAGUUGGCGGUAUGUCAGACGUGUCAGAGAUCAAAGGUCAUCGCCGUACAUACGUUGGUGCGAUGCCCGGGAAAAUCAUCCAAUGUUUAAAGAAGACUAAGACAGAAAACCCGUUAGUUCUCAUUGAUGAAAUUGACAAACUUGGUAGAGGCUGGCAAGGUGAUCCAGCCAGUGCACUGCUGGAAUUACUUGACCCGGAACAGAAUGCCAACUUCCUUGAUCACUAUUUGGAUGUGACUGUUGAUUUGAGUCGUGUGUUGUUCAUUACCACCGCCAACCAGUUGGAAACGAUUCCCGAACCUUUGCGUGAUCGCAUGGAAAUGAUUGAAGUGUCCGGUUAUGUGGAAAAUGAAAAGCUAGAGAUUGCACGGGUACGUCUCUUCCGCCCGCUAUAUAAGCAUCGUAGAGAUGCGGUUUUAAUGACGAUCUUUGAACAACUCAUCUGA
Messenger RNA from Echinostoma caproni, 753 nucleotides. Lineage: Eukaryota; Metazoa; Platyhelminthes; Trematoda; Plagiorchiida; Echinostomatidae. The record is from the annotation of a GenBank genome assembly.